UGAGCCGGUAGACUUAUGUCGUCGACGUCGUCGCCGGCACCGCUGUCGCCGACUACAGAGGGCGAGAGCUCGUCGCGGAAGCGGCGUGCGUCGGGAGCAGAGCUGGAGGACUACGCGGCGUCGCUGUCGCCAGAGGAGGCGGUGGCCGCGGCCGCCCUCCCUGGUUUUUCGCCGUCGUCGCUCAAGAAGGCGCGGCCUGCGCGCGGCGUGCAAGGCUCCAUCCACCACAUGGAGCUGACCAACUUCAAGUCGUACAAGGGCACGCAGAUUGUGGGGCCUUUCAAGAACUUCCAGGCCGUCGUCGGCCCAAACGGUGCAGGCAAGUCGAACCUUAUGGAUGCGAUUUCGUUUGUGCUUGGGGUGCGUACGCAGCAGCUGCGGUCAGCGCAGCUCCGGGAUCUCAUUCACCGGCCUGAAGGCGCAUCUGAGCCGACGCAUGGGGCGAGCGUGGCACUGGUGUUUGAGCCUGUGGGCGGCGAGACGCUCCGGUUCGAGCGGGUCAUUUCUGCACGCGGCUCGUCGUCGUACAAGCUCAACGGCAAGACUGUGCCGUGGGCCAAGUACAACAAGACGCUUGAGGGACUGGGCAUUCUUGUGGAGGCGCGCAACUUUCUUGUGUUCCAGGGCGACGUGGAGGCGAUUGCGUCCAAGACGCCGAUGGAGCUCUCGCUGCUGAUGGAGCACGUCUCGGGCUCGAUCGAGUUCAAGGAUGAGUACGAGGCGCUGAAGCGGAGCAAAGAGAAGGCGGAGGAGAACACCAUCUACAACUUUACCGCAAGAAGACGCUCAAGGCCGAGAAGAAGCAGUACAAGCAGCAGAAGGACGAGGCCGAGGCGUGGCUGGCGCUGACGCAGGAGCGCAAGGCGAUCAGCCAGGAGCAGGCGCUCUUUCAGCUCUUCCACAUUGCCAACGAGCUUGAGCUGCUCUCGGUGACACUCGCGGCGCAAAAGGAGGAACAGGCAUCGGUUGGCUCGCGGAAGGAGCACAUGGCGAGCACGGUGGCUCAGCAGAAGAAGGAGCUGGCCAAGGCGCACCGGGUGGUGCUCUCGCUACAGAAGAAGAUGCUUGGCAUCCAGAGCUCCAAGUCCAAGGCCAAGCCGGGCCUCAUCAAGGCCAAGACGCAGAUCGAGCACGUGACGCGCAAGCUGGCUGAGAAGCGCGACGCGCUGACACGCAAGGAAGGCGAGGCCGAAAAGCAGGCGACUGAGCUCGCGUCGCUCAAUGCCAUGCUUGCCGAGGUCGACGCUCUGGCGAGCGCGUUUGAGGCCUCGCUGCCCGAGGCGCUGCGGGUGGCCGGGGCGGGGCUCGGCGGAGAGGCCGCCGAGGUCGAGGCCACCGACGAGCUCUCGUCGUCGCUCCUCAACGCGUCGUCGCGGCUCGACGAGGUGCUGACGCGGGAGCAGCUGACCGAGUACCACGACCUCAAGGCGGCUGCGGCUGCCGAGACCGGAACGCUGACGCAGGAGCUCGCGUCUGCGCGGCGCAAGGUUGACGACGAACGAUCGCGGCUUGUGGUGAACCAGAACAAGGCCGACGAGAUCCGUGCCCGGAUCUCACUCCUCCGCGAGCAGAUGGGCACGCUCGAAGCUCGGCUGAGCCAGGGCGAGGCGUACGUGGCCAAGACGAGCGCAGAGCGCGAGCGCAAGGCGAGCGCGCACGCGACAAUGGCGUCGCGGGUGGCCAACACGGCGGUGCGGAUGGAGGAGGUGACUGCGCUGCUGCAGGAGACGCAAGCUGAGCUGCAGGAGGUGACUGCGGCGCAGCGCAAGUCGAGCCACGAGGCCAAGCUCGCCGAGGCGCUGGCGGCGAUGAAGCGGCUGUUCCCGGGUGUGCACGGCAAGGUGGUGCACCUCUGCGCGACGCAGCCCAAGUACCAGCUUGCGCUGACGGUGGCCAUGGGCCGGUACGUCGACGCCGUGGUUGUGGACACGCAGGCGACGGCCAUCGAGUGCAUCGAGUACAUGCGCGAGAACCGGAUCGGGACGGCGACCUUCCUUCCACUCAACUCGCUCAAGGUCAAGGCCAUCGACGAGCGGUUCCGGUCGCUGGGUGGGACGGCGACGCUCGCGGUCGACGUCAUCGAGUACGACGAGACCUUUGCGCCGGCCUUUGAGUUUAUUCUGGGCAACACGGUGCUGUGCCAAGGCCUGUCCGAGGCGCGGACGCUGGCGUUUGCGACGCGCGGUGUGCUGACGGGCGUGCGCAAAAAGGUGGUGACGUGGGAUGGGACCAAGAUCACCAAGUCGGGCCUCAUCACCGGCGGCUCUGCCGGCGACGAGGCGUCGACGGCGGCACUGUGGACCGAGAAGCGGGUCGAGCACUGCAUGAAGAAGCGGACCGAGUACGAGAAGGAGCUGGCGGCGCUGGCGCAGGAGCGGCGGCUCAAGACGCAGGCCGAGCGACUGCUCGAGGGUCUCAACGCUAUCGACGCGCGGCUGAGCUCGGCAAAGGCGGAUGUGGCCAAGACCAGCGACUCGCUUGCCGACGCGCAAACCGAGGCAACGGCGCUCGAGGCCAAGCUCGAAGGUCUCACCCCAGCCAUCGAAGCGCUGGCUGCCGCCGUGGCCAGCGGCGAGGCCCGGGUCGCCGAGCUCGAGGCGCAGAUCGCGGCCGUGGAGGACGAGAUGUUUGGCGCGUUCUCGCGGGCGGUGGGCGUGGCCUCGAUCCGCGAGCUGGAGCAGUCUGCAGUGGCCGAGGCCCAGCGGGCGGCCAAAAAGCGGCUGCAGUUUUCCAAGCAGCGCGCCAAGCUGCUCAACCAGAUCUCGUACACGUCUGCGGCAGACCACGGGCCCGAGGUGGCGGCGCUGAAGGCGUCCAUCGAGGCCGACGAGGCGCGCCUGGUCGAGCUGCAGGAUGCGGCAAGUGCUGCCUCGGCCAAGAUGGACGCGCUCCUCGCCGACGAGGCUGAGCUCACCAGCAAGCUGGCCGCUGCGCGCGAGGCCGAGGAGGGCAUCGCGCGCCAGGUCAAAAACCUCAAGGCCGACGAGGUGCGGCUGGGCAAGGAAGCCGUGGCGCUCGCGACGGCCAUCGCGUCGUCCGAGGGCGCGGCCGAGGCGCUCGUCGCUAAGCGACAGGCCAUUUUCCAGCGGUGCACAGUGGACGAGAUCCCAGUCCCGCUCCGCGCCGGCGGCUUCCUCACCGAUGCGGCGGUGCUUGCCGGUGGCGAUGCGGUCGAGGUGGACUUUUCAGGCCUCGCCCGCGCGCUCAAGGCUGUCGACCGCGCCACUGACCGCAUGCCGGCAGACAAGUACGCCAAGUACGACGCCGCGUUUGAAGAGCGCCUCCGCCAAAUCUCCAAGGACAUCGAGACCAUGGCGCCGAACCUCAAGGCCAUCGAGCGGCUCGACGAGCUCGCGGCCAAGUUCAAGGAGACGUCGGCCGAGUUUGACCACGCCCGCUCAGAAUCCAAGGUUGCCAACGAGCGCUUUGCACGCAUCCAGAAGCUGCGGACCGACCGCUACCGCGACGCGUACGACCACAUCGCGCGGGUCAUCGACGAGAUCUACAAGGAGCUCACAAAGUCGGAACUCAACUACGCGGGUGGCACCGCGUUCCUCUCGCUCGAGUCGCCCGAAGAGCCGUACCUCCGCGGCGUCAAGUUCAACGCCAUGCCGCCCAACAAGCGGUUCCGCAACAUGGAGGACCUGUCCGGCGGUGAGAAGACCGUCGCCGCCCUCGCCCUCCUCUUUGCCAUCCACUCGUACCGGCCGUCGCCGUUCUUUGUCAUGGACGAGGUCGAUGCCGCCCUCGACUCCAAGAACGUCAAGCGCGUCGCCGAGUACAUCCGCACCCGCUCCUCAGACUUUCAGUGUAUCGCUGACGCCCUCGUCGGCGUCUACCGCGAGCGCGCUGACGAGCCCGACGGCGCUGCCUCGUCGUCGCCGUCACCCGAGCCCGAGGCCGAGCCGCCUGCCCUCCCCACCUUUUCGCGCACUCUCACCCUUGAUCUCCGCGACUAUGCAUAG
Molecule: messenger RNA, 3965 nt
Organism: Thecamonas trahens ATCC 50062
Lineage: Eukaryota; Apusomonadida; Apusomonadidae
Product: condensin complex component SMC1
Exons: 3
Coding region: 987-3965 (992 amino acids)
Biological process (GO): sister chromatid cohesion
Cellular component (GO): cohesin complex; nucleus; chromosome
Molecular function (GO): ATP hydrolysis activity; protein binding; ATP binding
Source: RefSeq, a predicted model, not a curated record